AAAAACGCGAUGACGUCAAAGGCGUAGGGAUACUAGUGAGCAUGCGCGAUUCAUCAACCACGGCGUUAAGGCUGUUAUUGUCUGCUGAGAUACUGCGAAAGAAGCAUUAAAAAUGUCAGGGUUCCUUGAUAACAUCCGAUGUGGAGAGUGUGAGUGUGUUGAUUUGGGAGAGAAAAGGAACACGCUGGCCUCAAUAGCAGCUGGAGUCCUGUUUUUUACAGGAUGGUGGAUUAUCAUUGAUGCAGCAGUGAAGUAUCCAGAUAUGGAAACGUUUAACCAUUCAUAUCAUGCUUGUGGGGUAAUAGCCACUGUUGCAUUUCUGAUGAUCAAUGCAGUAUCAAAUGGACAGGUGCGAGGUGACAGUUAUAGCGAAGGUUGCCUUGGGCAAACAGGUGCUCGUAUCUGGCUGUUCAUUGGUUUCAUGCUUGCUUUUGGAUCCCUGAUUGCUUCCAUGUGGAUUCUUUUUGGAGGUUAUGUUGUUCCUCAGAAGCAACAGGUGUACCCAGGUAUAGCGGUGUUUUUUCAGAAUGCCUUCAUAUUUUUUGGAGGCCUAGUGUUCAAAUUUGGACGCACAGAAGACCUGUGGCAGUGAUUGGUUUUUGUUUCUUAUAAUUUGCACAUUUUUGAAAAUGUCUUCGUUGCAUUGGCACAUUACUAUAUUUUUCAAAUGUACUAUAAAAUGUUUUCUAAAAUGCUGUCAGUUUCUUUUCGUCCAUUCCUGUAUAUACAAGUAAAUUGGAGACAGCCAGUUGAAUGUUACUUUAAGUCAUUUUAACUUCCUGGAACUGUGUGUGUUUUUUUUUUUUGUUUUGUUUUUAUGACACGCACACAGAAGCUUUUGUUACCAACCCUUUAAUUUUUUUAACCAAAAGGUCCAGUGUUUGAAAUCUUUCACUGCAAAGAAGUGGUAUGUAACAUUCUUGUGUUACAGUACAAACAUUAUGAAGCUAAAAGCUGUAACCUUCUCAGUCCAGCAGUAUCGGGCAAAAGGCAGUCACCAAUAUAGUACUAGUUGUCACAGGGCACAUUCACUCAUGCACACACAUACACAGACACACACACACAGCUACAUGAUGCCAAUUUCAAGUCCUCAAUCAACCUAUGUGCAAACUCUGCACUGACUGUAACUGAAUGUGGGAUAUAAACCCCUAUUGUUGGGCCCCCCAAAAUCCUGUAGAUAAUAACUAUUUAAUAUGAUGUACCUUUUAAAAGAAAGAGUACAUAGCAUUAUACAAUUUUACUAUCUUUUAGUCCAAAAAAUGUCUAUGUACUGUAUAAAUCCUACAGUGUAAGAUAUUACUGUAGAAUGUUGUUUUUUCCACUAAUUCUUAGCUCUUACUUUUUUCCCCACUAUUACUGCGUUAUGCUUGUUAUUUUAUAAUUGUUUUUCAACUAUGAGCUGUGUUUUUUUUUUUUUUUUUAAGCUUUGAGACAUACUUAUUGCUAUGCUUAUUCCAGGAAACCUUGUGGAAACUCCUUCUGCAUUUAGAUAGCUGAAGAGCAUAUUUCGUUAACACAACGCAUAUCUAAAAUAUAGAACCUUAUGUUUACCUAUGGUGUUGUUCAGAGGCAUAGAGAUAUGUGGCUAUAGGGAUUCAUAUUUUUGCAUGAACUGUUACAUGUGAAAAUGCAAUAAAACAAACAAAUGCAGAAAAUAAUACAUUGUAUUUAUAUAGCACCUUUCCCAUGCUCAAGUCAUUUAAGAUACAAAUAUUUUCUACAUAGAACAAUAACCAAAUAAAUACAGGAUAUACAAAGCAUAAAUAGAAUAAAAGAAAAAAUAAGCCAGAGUAUAAUACCAAAUUCAAUACUAAAAGAAAUUCCCGUACAAAUCACAUGUGUGAUAUUAAACACACACACACACACACAAAUUAUCCUGAGCAUCUUGACAGCGGUUACCUAAAAGAAGGGGCAGAGUGUUAGGUUAAGUUAAAAGCCUUCCUGAACAUAUGACUUUGAAGUUAUUUUUCAAAAGAAUGAAUGGAGUCAGCUGAUCUAAUUCAUUUCAGGAAGUCUGGAUGCUUGAGAGCUAAAGGCGCUGUCACCCAUAGAGUGCAGGUCAGUACGGGGCACAAGAAGAUUGUCAGAAUCAGAGGACCUUAGUGGGCAAACAGGAGUGUAACGAUGGAGAAGGUCACUGAUGUAGUCCGGUGAGAGGCCAUUUAAAGCUUUGUAGGUUAUUAUAUUAGACUAGUCAUUUAGCCCGUUAUAAUAACGGGCGCUAGAACAGUAGUGCAUAAACAUUAGUAGGAACAGUCUAUAUUAAAUGGCAAGGGACCUUGACCUGAUUCUUUUUGUUGGUCGUAUUUUUCUUUGUCUUUCAGCCUUUCUUUUGUUGAUGGUUUACUUGCUCAGCUGACCGUUCUUCGUGGGCUGCUACCGUGUAUUGUGUGUCUUUAAUUUUCUGUGACAGUAAUAUUGUCUUGUACGUCUGCUGGCUUGUAUGUCCGUAAUAUACCUUUAAUUUUCUCUGGCAGUAAUACAGGCGUGCUCGUCGGUAAUAUGCCUUUAAUUUUCUCUGACAGUAAUACUGGCUUGUAUGUGGCUGUAAUUUGCGUCACUGUAUUGUGUACCUUUAAUUUCCUCUCGCAGUAAUACUGGUUUGUAUUUCCGUAAAACUCCUGUAACUUUCUCUGACAGUAAUAUCGAGCAUCGCACCGUGUCCCGCGCAUGCGCACUUCACCAGAAGACACACAGACACCUGGACGCACACAGGGAUUUUAUUAAAGAGAAUACUAUAAAUGAUCUUAGUAAAUGGUGGUUGGCUUUAUUCAGUUUUUCUACAAAACAAAAAACUGAUGGUUGUCUUGGCAAUAGCGGAUGGAUUUGCUUGAUUCAUGUAUGCCAAGAUUUGUCCUGUAAAAGUGUUCGCUUUUACUAGGGAAUUAGAGUGAAUAUUUGAAAUAACUCUUGAUGACUUUUUUUCCAGCUCCCAUUUAAAUGAUUUUGAAAACAUGUGACAUGGUGUUUUAAAUAAAUAAUGCUUUAGCUUACUUUGUCAUGUCAGUGGAUUUUAAAGUAUUAUUCACUGUGGCAGUUAGUGCCUAGAUGUUAACUUUUAGCUACAACUAAAUCUGUGGAAAGAUCUGUGAUGAACAUGGCAAUUUCAGUUUUGCCUUCAUCCUCCAUGUUUUGUGGUUAUGCUACUUUUGCUGUACAUACAGACCCAGAUGCUGUGUUCUCUAGAUUGGGAUAAACUUAUUUUAAUGAGUUUGGAUGAAUGAAGAUUCAUGCUAUCAGGAAAAGUUUGAACAUCAUCUGCAAGAUAGCCUUCAAAGUUUUUGAAAGUGAUUGGAGUAACUGCCUUUACUGAUUGUUUUAUUGUUGGAUUUGAUGCUAGUUGCAUAUUUAAUGCAUGAGUGUUAAGAAAGGCAGUGUACAGUAAAAAGCUAUGGAAGUGUUAUGCAGGCUGGUGAAAAGUGGACUACUUUCUUGGGCCUUGACAGACAAGGGCUUUUAAUGAAAAGCAAUUGAAAUGAUAUAUAGUUUUAUUUUUUAAGGAAAAAUUGACACAUCACUGUUUAUGUAAAGACAGAUUGUUAAAAAUGGGGAUCUUUUUUGUUGGCAGUGCACUACUUUCCAUGUAAGUGACAUAUUCUUAAGGAUAGUAAAAUAUACAUUAACACAUUUACUCUGCAGCAGAUGAAUAUAUAUAAUACACAAUAAGUGGCAAAGGUCUUCUUUAUGCCUUUUUGUUAAUACUUGUCUCAAAUUAUAUUAGAACAUAUUUCAAAUAAAUUCCACCUUUUAUAAUACACUCACAUUAAGCUAAUUUAAAAAAAGAAUAGAGUUGAAAUGGAUUAGAACUCUUGCUUGCAAAACUGACAAUUGUCCAUGUUAAGGCUGAUUAAAAAAACUGGAUAUUCUUUUGUUUUUUACUUACAUUUUAUGACAUACAAACAAAAAAUAUCUUGCAACCUCAUUUUUGUUUUUUUGUUUUUUUUAGUACAAUGUAACUGACAGCAGAUUUCUUUUUGUUUUUUAAAUUCCUGCCUUGACCUUAUCAUUCUCAACUUUAUUGUAUUAAGUUGGUUGUUCAAGCAUAAAGUUUUAUAUGUGUUUUUGGGUCCUUGGCAUGCUUAAGAAAAAAAGCUACUAAAAUGCUACAUAAUAGCAUCAUAUAAAUUUGUGUAAUCAAGUUAUAUAUUUGGAAAAAAUUAAUAUGUACAACUGUCUUGUUCUGUUAUGUGCAUUUAUUUCCUUUUCUUAUGUACGUAUAUUGAAUGAAUGUUGAAUUUUAAUUUAAAAUAAAUUUUAAGUGUUUUUUGUUUUAAU
Molecule: messenger RNA, 4275 nt
Organism: Erpetoichthys calabaricus (reedfish)
Lineage: Eukaryota; Metazoa; Chordata; Cladistia; Polypteriformes; Polypteridae
Gene: tmem50a
Product: transmembrane protein 50A
Exons: 7
Coding region: 113-592 (159 amino acids)
Biological process (GO): late endosome to vacuole transport via multivesicular body sorting pathway; protein targeting to vacuole
Source: RefSeq, a predicted model, not a curated record